This is a messenger RNA of Pelagomonas calceolata, 1449 nucleotides long. NCBI's taxonomy places the organism in Eukaryota, Pelagophyceae, Pelagomonadales, Pelagomonadaceae. The record is from the annotation of a GenBank genome assembly.
CACAUUAGGUUCAAGUCACAAAAUAGUCAUCGCCGCGUCGUAAACCGGUCAGAGGCCUUCUUCGCGACGCGCGCACCGCCACGCUGGGGGUUGGGCGCCGCGACGGGCCGCCGGCACCGGUCGCAGACGCGCGGCUCGUUAAGUAAGGCGGCGCGAUCGAGCUCAAGAGCCCUCUUCGCUCGGUCCGUCGCCGUCAGCGCCUUCUGCUUCGCGGCGUCGCGCUGGGCCUUCAGCUCCGCCUCGUCUCUGGCCCACUUUUUUCGGGCGUCGUUAAAAGACUGGCGUAGCUUCUGUCGCGCUGCCUCGCCGUCGCGGCGCUCCGUGGCCAGGGCCUGCCGCGCCUCCCCUAGCUCCGCCUCGAGCGCCGCGACGCGGCGCUGGAGCCGCGCCACGUCCGUGUCCGCCGGGAGCGGCAUCGGCGGAGGCGGCGGUGGUGCUGGCGCGGGCUUCGGCGGCGCCGCGACGGGCUCGUCCUUCGGAGGAGCUCGGUCCUUCCACGCCGCGCGCAGCCCCCGCGCCGCGCCGGACACGAUCCGGUCCGACGAGAUCUUCAGCUCCAUCAAAACGUCGCGCAGGCCCAAGUCCCUAUCGAGGUCCGUCUCUACCAGUUCAGGCGCGAGCCGCUUCAGCGUCGCCAGGCUCGCGAGGACCUUCUGGCGGCUCUGCGGGGCGCCCAUCCUCCUAGCUGCCGCUUUCAACUCGUUCGCGGCCUCCAGGGCGGCGAGCAACUCGGGCGACGCGCCGUCGGGCGCCAGCGCGCGCCAGUCUUCUUCACCGGUGGCGCUUUCGUCGGUCAGCGGCGCCCAGAGCAGCUCCGCCUCCGUCGGCUCCGCGGGCGCCUCGGCGUCCGCGAGCGCGUCGGCGACGGCGGCGUCCAAGGCCGCGUCGGCGACGGUGCGUUCCAGCGACUCGCGCGCGCGCCGCGCGGCCUCGGCGGCGGAGAGCGGCCGGCUUCGCGGCGCUUCGGGCGCCUGCCGAGCCGCUUCCGCUGGUGCCGGUGUGGGUGCCGGCGCGGGUGCCGCCAUGACCGCGCCGUGGCGGGGCGCGCUCGGCGCGCGCAGCUUCGCCUGCAGGUCGCGCAGCGUCGCCUUGGCGCGCGCUGCGGCGUCGUCAUGGUCGUCGCGCGGCCGCUUCGGCGCCGGCCCGUCGGAGAACUUGCUCUGCCGCUUGGGUUUACCGAGGGCCUUGGCGGCCGGGGACCUUGCGUCCCGCGAGAAGCCGCUCUUCUUGCCCCGCGGCGGACCGCGGGGCGGCGGCGAGAAGCCAGUGCCUCGACGCAUUUGGUUUGGCUCAGCACUUUUGUGUGUCUGGGAGAGCACAGUGGCCUGUCUCAGGCGGAAGCUUCGCGUGAAGUUACAGGUGACACGUGUGAUGUAUUACACGAUGAAUGCCUGUUUCCCAGCCUCUGCGCGCCGCAAAAUUGGCUUUUUGGCCGCUCGGCCAAGCUGG